GCACCCGUGUUGGAGGGCGAGGCCACGAGCACGUGCAGGCGCGUGGGCCACUGCUGCACGAGGUGCCAGACAUGAAGGCCGCCAGGGUGCUCUUGCCGGUGCCGGGGGGGCCCCACACCACCUACGGGUGCCGGGCGCCGGGCUCCAGCGCGGCCGCCACCACCCGCUGCUGCCCUCGUUCAGCGAGGAGGGCAGCGGCGCGGCGCCGGCGCCCAGGCCGGGCGCGCGCCGGCCGUCCGCGCCCGGCACGCUCUGGAAGAGGGCCUCGCGCCUGCGGGACGUCCAGGGCCCGGUGCAUCGCCACGUUCUGGAAGCGCUGCGGCAAGAACUCGACGUCGAACGGCCCAGUCGCGGACGCGAGGCUGCUGGUCCGCCGCGAGCAGCACGGCGCCGCCCGCGCCACCCGCCUGCGCGGUGGCGCGGUAGGCGCGCGCCGCGGAGCAGCGGAUCUCGAUGCGCACGCCGCGCAGCAGCUCCUCUGGGGGCGCCCCGAGCUCGUCGUCCUCCGCGGCGUCCAGCCGGAAGAGCCCGUCCCCCGCCUCCGGCAGGGCGUCGACCCUGAAGCGCCGCCGGCUCACUCCAGCGUCACGCCGAGCUCCUCCACCCAGAGGCCCUCGUGGAGCCGGGCGGACCGGCGCUCCCAGGCCGUGAGGUCAGGGGCCCCGGCCGCCAGCCU
Molecule: messenger RNA, 676 nt
Organism: Prorocentrum cordatum
Lineage: Eukaryota; Dinophyceae; Prorocentrales; Prorocentraceae
Source: the annotation of a GenBank genome assembly